Molecule: messenger RNA, 1650 nt
Organism: Xenopus tropicalis (tropical clawed frog)
Lineage: Eukaryota; Metazoa; Chordata; Amphibia; Anura; Pipidae
Gene: ccna2
Product: cyclin A2
Exons: 8
Coding region: 84-1331 (415 amino acids)
Biological process (GO): mitotic cell cycle phase transition
Molecular function (GO): cyclin-dependent protein serine/threonine kinase regulator activity
Source: RefSeq, marked provisional
CAGGGGACGUGCAAACGUGCACUCUCCUACCGGCGCCAGUCCUUCCCCCGCUUUCUUCCUCCCUCUGGAUCGGUAUCCGCGGUAUGGCCGACCAUCUGCUGCGUGAUGAGAAUCAGGAGAAUGUUCAACCCCGAAAACCCCUUGCCCCCGUGGGCGGGCGCACCGUGCUGGGGGUGCUGCAGGAAAACCACAGAGGCCGACAGACCCUAAAAGCGAGCAAGCCGGCCCUCCAGCAGGCUCAGGCUUUGUCUGUAAAUCACUUGGGCGUAAAUGAUGAGAAUUAUGGCAAGGUACCGGCUGGAAAAGCAGCCAGCAAACAGCCUACUUUUACAAUCCAUGUGGAUGAGCCAGACUGUACAAAUAACAGAAGAAAGCCUGUUCAUAAAAAGACCGUUCAAGAUGAAAAUCUACGACAACUCAAUUCAGUUCUGGGUUCCAUUGGAACAAGAAAACCAUUGGAACCUAUCCACAUAGCAAUGGAAACUAGCUUUGGUUCUCCUAUGGAUGUGUCGCUUGUGGAUGAAGAACAAAAAGUAGUCGGUUGUAGUAAUGUUCCUGAUUAUGCUAAAGAGAUUCACACAUACCUGCGAGAAAUGGAGGUGAAGUGUAAACCAAAGUCUGGGUACAUGCAAAAACAACCGGACAUAACAGGCAACAUGAGAGCUAUUCUUGUUGACUGGCUUGUUGAAGUUGGUGAGGAGUAUAAGCUGCAAAACGAAACCCUGUACCUUGCUGUAAACUAUAUAGAUAGGUUUCUUUCAUCUAUGUCCGUAUUGAGAGGCAAGCUCCAGCUGGUUGGAACCGCUGCAAUGCUUUUAGCAUCAAAGUUCGAAGAAAUCUAUCCUCCUGAAGUGGCAGAGUUUGUUUACAUUACUGAUGAUACAUACACAAAGAAACAGGUUCUCAAGAUGGAACACUUGGUGCUGAAAGUUCUGUCGUUUGACCUUGCUGCUCCAACAAUCUUACAGUACCUCAAUCAGUACUUCCAAAUACAACCAGUCUCUCCAAAAGUGGAAAGCCUAAGCAUGUUCUUGGGAGAGCUCAGCUUGGUUGAUGCUGAUCCUUUCCUGCGGUAUCUGCCAUCUGUUGUUGCUGCAGCAGCAUUUGUCAUUGCCAACUACACAGUUAAUGAGAGAACUUGGUCGGAUUCUUUGGUGCAGUACACAGGGUACGCUCUUGAAACACUUAAACCCUGUAUUUUGGACCUAUACCAGACCUACCUCUCUGCUGCAAGUCACCAACAGCAAGCUGUGCGAGAGAAGUACAAAACUCAGAAGAAUCACUGUGUAUCUCUUAUUGAUCCUCCAGAAUCGUUGUCUAUAUUUUUAUAAACUCAAGGGAUGGACUUUGAAGAUGUAUAUUGAUAAAAGCACAUGAUGUACAGUUAACUUUUUUUAUGAUAUAGACUUUGAUUUUAUAUUGCAAUCUUCAAUGUGAGGAUUGGAGCGACAGAAUUAUGAAGCAAAGUCACUUGUUUUUAUUUUUACUUUAUUUUAUAAGGUUUUAAAUUUUGUAAAUUUUUAUGUAUGUUAAAUCUUGUUAGAUAUAUUGGCUCUUUAAAAAGCUGUUGUGCGCAGAUUGAAUUAACCAGGCAGUUAGCAUAUUUUACCUAUUGAUCAUUGUUUGACAAUAAAUGUUAACUAAACAGCA